AUGGUGAGAGUUAGCGUCUUGAACGAUGCUCUCAAGAGCAUGUAUAAUGCUGAGAAGCGUGGGAAGAGGCAAGUGAUGAUCAGGCCAUCUUCAAAGGGUAUAUGGGUGAGUUUUGAGUAUGUUGAUGACCAUCGUGCUGGAAAGAUUGUUGUUGAGUUGAACGGCAGGCUGAACAAGUCCGGAGUAAUCAGUCCUUGUUUUGAUGUUGGUGUCAAGGAAAUUGAAGGGUGGACUGCUAGGCUCCUUCCAUCUCGUCAGUUCGGUUUUAUUGUCUUGACGACCUCUGCUGGCAUCAUGGAUCAUGAAGAGGCCAGGAGGAAGAACGUUGAUGGCAAGGUGCUAGGGUUUUUCUACUAG
Messenger RNA from Miscanthus lutarioriparius, 357 nucleotides. Lineage: Eukaryota; Viridiplantae; Streptophyta; Magnoliopsida; Poales; Poaceae. The record is from the annotation of a GenBank genome assembly.